AAUGACAGCUCUAAGCUCUAACCGUCAAGGAGAAAUAUGGCGAUGAGAUUGACGUAUAAAAUUUUUCUUUAAACUUUGAAGUUUAUCUGUUUAAAAAACUCAAAACAUUUCAAAAUUUAUUAGACAAGUACCUAUUCAUGCUUUUUAAUCCUAUAAAGUGUAAUUUAUGAAAGUUAUUAUAGUGGAUCAAAAACACAUAACAUCGAACUAUUGUAGAGUGAUUAGAAAUGGAAACGACAGAAGUAAAUGGAGAUAUAACCCAAGAAAGGAAGAAAGAAUGGGUAAAAUUCGAUGAUGAUACAUCACAAGUUGAUGUACCUUCUCCAAAUACAACAAUUGGUUCAGAAAGACUCUCAGAAGCUGCAUCAUCUUUGAAUACAGAAUUGCCCGCAGUUUUAAAAACUGAAACUGUUCAUGUUAACUUAGAGCGUAAUGACAAACAUUUAGAACCAAUACCAAGUGCUGUUUUGAAGAAUGUUGAUUUUAAUAACAUACGUCAGGGGUUUACUAAUGGAGACAUCAUUGUUACAUUGUUACCGGUCAACACUAAGUUACCUUGGAUAACUGCAGCUCAAUUUAAGCCAGAACUUGUGCCUGAAGAAUUAAUGGCUCAAGGUUUAACACUCACAGUUGAAGAAUAUGUUCAUGCGAUGGAGUUGCUUGUGAAUGAUGCACGGUUUACAUUGUAUAACAUUUGCUACAAGAGAGUUCUUGUUUGCUGGAUCACUGUAGCCUUUAUGGUCCUGCUCACACUUUUAUUCUCAGGAUUAACAGGAUUAACAUUGUUUUCGCUUGGUGUUUUGUGGCUGAUAUUGAAUGCAUUAGCAAUUUUCCUAUGCAUGUGGAUCAAGUUAAGACUAUCAAAAGGAUUGGAACAAUGUUUGGCGAGUGUGAAUAAGUUGUUGGUCAAGCACAAGUUGUUACUAGCUCUAGAUGACAGAGGCAAAAUCUCAUGUCACAAAGUCCAUCUAUGUUUCCUGUAUUUUGAUUCAACACCUUGUAUUACACAUUUACAACAAUUUAUUGAGAGUGAAGAAGGAAAAACAAUCAUGAAAGGCUGGGAACAGAAGUUAGAUGUACAAGCAAAUGACAUUGUGAUACGAGGAAGUCAAACAACCAGAUUAUCAAGGAAACAGGACAGAGGCGCUCUUCUGUAUUUGCGGUACGUCGCACGCUGGGGAGCGUAUGCGGUGAAAAACAGAUUGAACCUGAGCAGUAUUGUUCCCGGUCGGCAUGGCGAAAAGUACAUCUGUCCGUGCCAAUUUAUAGAAGAGCACCUUAAAACAAAACCUCCCGCUGGAUUAGCAAAGUUCUUCUCUUUACCUAAUCAAAGUAUUCAAGUGUAUUAAGAUGAUAGACACUUUUUAUCUGUGUCCUUAAUCCGUCCUGGUACAAACUGAAAUAUUGUCGCUUUGUAAAAUAUGAUAGUUAGCAGUUUAUAAGUAACAAAAAUUGCUAAAUUACUUGCACAUGGAUAUCCAGGUAUAUUUUUUUAUAAAUGUUGGUGUAAUUUUUUACUAUAUCGAAAUUAUUAAGUAGGAACCUAACAAUAACUUAUACUAAUGUUAUCUUGUAUCAUACCGUCCAGGGACCAUUUAAUGUUUAUAUUUUAAAGUAAACAAAACUUUUUUUUGUCUGUAAAAUAGUUAUACAUCAAUUAGUGGCCAUAAGACUAUGUACCUACUUAAAUUGCAUAAUCAUGUUUGUUAACUUAAAUGUUGUGGAUAAAUAUUUAAAUCCUGUAUAAUUUAUUUUAAAAGCUAUA
Molecule: messenger RNA, 1765 nt
Organism: Colias croceus (clouded yellow)
Lineage: Eukaryota; Metazoa; Arthropoda; Insecta; Lepidoptera; Pieridae
Exons: 4
Coding region: 228-1349 (373 amino acids)
Source: RefSeq, a predicted model, not a curated record